GACAAACACAACAGCAGGUUGAGACGUCCCUGUCAACUCCAGAGAAGCGGGUCUGCAGCAGGAGCCGAGCGGUGCCGCCUUCACAAGCCUUUACUUACCCCUGAACACUUCCUGCGGCUGCUUCGUUUCUACACCGAAAAGCGACAACUGUUACUUUGGGACCCGGAGGGGACAGGGUUGGUGGAGUGUAGUCUAUUUAAGCGACUGAGCUUUCAGUUCCCCAGUGUGUCUCUGCUCACCUGAACAUGGCUUCAACCACCUGCACCAGGUUCACCGACGAGUACCAGCUCUACGAGGAGCUGGGGAAGGGGGCGUUCUCUGUGGUGAGACGGUGCAUGAAGAUUUCCACAGGCCAGGAAUACGCUGCCAAAAUAAUCAAUACUAAGAAGUUGUCAGCCCGGGAUCACCAGAAGUUGGAGCGGGAGGCCCGGAUCUGUCGCCUGCUGAAGCACGCCAACAUUGUGCGGCUCCAUGACAGCAUAUCAGAGGAAGGAUUCCACUAUCUGGUGUUUGACUUGGUGACCGGCGGAGAGUUGUUUGAGGACAUAGUUGCCAGGGAGUACUACAGCGAAGCCGACGCCAGUCAUUGCAUUCAGCAGAUCCUAGAGGCUGUGCUCCACUGCCACCAGAUGGGCGUGGUCCACCGCGACCUCAAGCCAGAGAAUCUUCUGUUAGCCAGCAAGCUGAAGGGGGCCGCGGUGAAGCUGGCAGACUUCGGCCUGGCUAUAGAGGUGCAGGGGGACCAGCAAGCAUGGUUCGGGUUUGCUGGUACACCAGGCUACCUGUCUCCAGAGGUGCUGAGGAAAGAUCCGUACGGCAAGCCAGUGGACAUGUGGGCCUGCGGUGUGAUCCUCUACAUCCUCCUGGUGGGAUAUCCUCCAUUCUGGGAUGAGGACCAGCACAGACUCUACCAACAGAUUAAAGCUGGAGCUUAUGAUUUCCCCUCUCCUGAGUGGGACACGGUGACUCCAGAGGCCAAAGACCUGAUCAACAAGAUGCUGACCAUCAAUCCCGCCAAGAGAGUGACGGCCACAGACGCUCUCAAACACCCCUGGAUCUGCCAACGCUCCACGGUGGCGUCCAUGAUGCACAGACAGGAGACGGUGGAGUGCCUGAAGAAGUUCAACGCUCGGAGGAAACUCAAGGGUGCUAUCCUGACUACCAUGCUGGCCACUCGCAACUUCUCAGCAGCCAAGAGCCUGCUGAACAAAAAAGCAGAUGGAGUCAAAAAAAGGAGGACGGAUGGAGUGGAAUAUUUGAGGAUCAACAACAAGACCAAUGUGGUCACCAGCCCCAAAGAGCCUGUCCCCACUCCUUCUCUGGAGCCCCAAACCACUGUUAUCCACAACCCAGCUGAUGGAAACAAGGAGUCCAGUGAGAGUGCCAACACAACCAUCGAGGACGAAGAUGUGAGAGCUCGUAAGCAGGAGAUCAUUAAGGUCACGGAGCAGCUGAUCGAGGCCAUCAACAAUGGAGACCUAGAGACCUACACGAAGAUCUGUGACCCAGGCCUCACCUCCUUUGAGCCGGAGGCCCUGGGUAACCUGGUGGAGGGAACCGACUUCCACCGCUUCUACUUUGAGAACGCUCUGUCCAAAUCCAGACAGCCCGUCCACACCAUCCUGCUGAACCCCCACGUCCACCUGAUCGGGGACGAGGCAGCCUGCAUCGCCUACAUCCGUCUCACCCAGUACAUCGACAGCAACCGCAUGCCCCGCACCAUGCAGUCCGAGGAGACCCGCAUCUGGCACCGCCGCGACAGCAAGUGGCAGAACAUCCACUUCCACCGCUCCGGAUCGCCCACCGUGCCCACCAAUUGAGAGGACCAUCUUUGAAAUACCCUCCAACCUACAACCGUCAGCUGAACAGACCCCGCCUCACACGUCCAAUCAGAUCCCUCAGCCAACCCCACCCACCAUAGCUAGAGCUCCGCCCCCUCAGUGUGUUGUUUACAUAUGGUCACGGCUGGACUGUUGAAAAAGAAAAAAAAAGGUGGAACUUCUCGAUCAUUUUGUAGUGAGAGUGUGUGAUGUUCUUUGCGAGACUUUUUUAGAUCAGUAUGUUUUAAAUAGAAGUGGUUUUCAGAGGACCCCCCCCCCCCCCACACACACACACACACACACACACACUUUAAAUGAAUUAUGUGAACCUUCCAGUCAUCGUGUAGUGACAGUUUUUCUUUGAAUAUUGCACAUAUUGAGGACUCUUGAUGUUUAUGCCUUUUGGCACAAUGACCAAUAUAUCACAUAUCUGCUUUUUACUCAUGUAUCUUCUCAGAGCUGCCAUCCAUCAAAGGUCAGGCACACGCUUGCUUUAGUUUUGGUGAUGUGUACGUUUUGGUAAUGAUGUAAAUCGCUCUUUGCUUAAUCUUGUGACAACGUUGUUAGCAACUUUUACAAAUCUGUUUUCUGGUUUGCCACUGGCACCAAAUAUGUUUACUGGGAAUUUUUAAGUACAUGUUUGAAAGGGAAAAUCAAUUAAAGCGUGUUUUCUUUUGUCCGUUUGAACCUCCAUCAUCACAAGGCAGUGAGUGAGGAGAGUCUCCUAUGAUAGAAUGUAUCACUGCAUACAUAUAACUCUUAGAGGCCAUUCUAUGACUCUUUCCAGUCAGAUCAUAUUUUCAUACAGUAAGAAAUAAUUAUGUGAAUUUUAUCAGCUAUUUUGUUGUUUACUUUUGACAUUGUGAUGUAAAUGCCUGUCCCUUGGUCUCUCAUUAUACCUGCUUUCCUUUCAGCCCUUCAACCUGUAUUCUAGGUUUGACUGGUGUACGCCAAUGUUUAAAGCACCAGACUCAAGUAGAAAUUAUGUUGACACUGACAGGAAAGCCACUGACAGGAAAGCCACAUUCAACUGAGAGCUUUGGUUUGGAAAUAAGUUAGCCAUUCAUUUCCAUGAUGAGGGAGAUGUGUUUCGUGGCAUAAAUCACAUUGUAGUCAUUUGACUUUACUGUGUUAUUGUAAUGUCACUAUAAAAUAAAAUGGAAACGGGGAUUGUAGAAUACACUUGCGAAUUCAUAUCUUAAGGUUCAUAAUUGAAAGCACUUCAGAUUAGUUAUUGGCAAAUGCCAGUGAAAAAAAAAAAAAAAAUCAGAAUAAAAGCAUGGGUAAAAGUCACAUGGUGUUCACUUCUGAUUAUGUUUGUGUUCAGGAUAUUAAGAUUGUUUCCUUGGAAAACUGUUUGCAUUCCUUUGUUUAAUCACAUCUCAUAACACACACUUUCUAUCUUUCUAAGAUGCAUUUACAUUCCUGGCACUGGUUAUCUAAUGUUUCCGUGAUGGGACAAGCCUGGUGUAUGUUUUAGAAAUAUAAAAACAUAUAUAUAACAAAUGA
Molecule: messenger RNA, 3329 nt
Organism: Eleginops maclovinus (Patagonian blennie)
Lineage: Eukaryota; Metazoa; Chordata; Actinopteri; Perciformes; Eleginopidae
Gene: camk2d1
Product: calcium/calmodulin-dependent protein kinase (CaM kinase) II delta 1
Exons: 21
Coding region: 246-1820 (524 amino acids)
Biological process (GO): protein phosphorylation
Molecular function (GO): ATP binding; calmodulin binding; calcium/calmodulin-dependent protein kinase activity
Source: RefSeq, a predicted model, not a curated record